Messenger RNA from Rhagoletis pomonella (apple maggot), 2939 nucleotides. Its product is annotated as V-type proton ATPase 116 kDa subunit a1-like. The transcript has 5 exons. Gene Ontology annotation, cellular component: plasma membrane; vacuolar proton-transporting V-type ATPase complex; vacuolar proton-transporting V-type ATPase, V0 domain. Gene Ontology annotation, biological process: proton transmembrane transport; vacuolar acidification. The record is from RefSeq and is a predicted model, not a curated record. Bases 55 to 2550 code for a protein of 831 amino acids. Gene Ontology annotation, molecular function: proton-transporting ATPase activity, rotational mechanism; ATPase binding. Lineage: Eukaryota; Metazoa; Arthropoda; Insecta; Diptera; Tephritidae.
UUUUACUUUUUCUUUUUGCUUGCAGUGGGUUAGCAGCCAGACAUCUUCAUCAAGAUGGGGGACAUGUUCCGCAGUGAGGAAAUGGCACUGUGCCAAAUGUUCAUACAACCGGAGGCUGCCUACACUUCUGUCUCGGAAUUGGGCGAGACUGGUUGUGUGCAGUUUCGUGAUCUGAACAGCAAUGUCAAUGCAUUCCAGCGCAAAUUCGUUACCGAGGUGCGCCGUUGCGAUGAGCUCGAACGCAAAAUACGUUACAUUGAGGCUGAAAUCAAGAAGGAUGGCAUUGUGUUGCAAGACAUUCUUGACGACAUUCCACGCGCCCCCAAUCCACGCGAGAUCAUCGAUCUAGAAGCUCAUUUGGAGAAAACCGAAAAUGAAAUCCUCGAGUUGGCCCAAAAUGAGGUUAAUCUCAAGUCGAACUACUUGGAAUUGACCGAAUUGCGUAAGGUGCUCGAGAAUACGCAAGGUUUCUUUUCCGAUCAGGAGGUGCUCAACUUGGACUCAAGCAAUCGCGGUCCGAAUGCCGUUGAGGAAGUCGCCCCACAAAAUCGUGGCCGCUUGGGUUUCGUUGCGGGCGUGAUCAAUCGCGAGCGUGUAUUUGCGUUCGAGCGCAUGCUUUGGCGUAUUUCACGUGGCAACGUUUUCCUAAAACGUUCCGAUUUGGAUGACCCACUCAACGAUCCCGCAACUGGCCAUCCAAUCUAUAAGACCGUUUUUGUUGCCUUCUUCCAAGGUGAGCAGCUCAAGAAUCGCAUUAAGAAGGUGUGUACUGGCUUCCAUGCGUCCAUGUAUCCAUGCCCCAGUUCGCAUACCGAGCGCGAAGAGAUGGUCAAGGGUGUGCGUACACGUUUGGAAGAUCUGAAGCUGGUCCUCAGCCAGACCGAAGACCAUCGUAGUCGUGUGUUGGCCACCGUAUCAAAGAACUUGCCAUCUUGGUCGAUUAUGGUAAAGAAGAUGAAGGCUAUCUACCACACGCUAAACUUGUUCAACAUGGAUGUCACGAAGAAGUGUCUGAUCGGCGAGUGCUGGGUGCCAACCAAGGAUUUGCCCGUUGUGCAGAAAGCCUUGUCGGAUGGCUCAGCUGCCGUGGGCAGUACUAUACCGUCGUUCUUGAAUGUGAUUGACACCAACGAACAGCCACCAACAUUCAAUCGUACAAAUAAAUUCACACGCGGUUUCCAGACCUUGAUUGAUGCUUAUGGUGUGGCCUCCUACCGGGAGGCUAACCCGGCUUUGUAUACAUGCAUCACUUUCCCAUUUUUAUUCGCUGUGAUGUUCGGCGAUUUGGGUCAUGGCGUGAUUUUGACAUUAUUCGGCGGCUGGAUGGUGUUGUACGAGAAGGGCUUACAAAGGAAGAAGGGAGGCGAAAUCUGGAACAUUUUCUUUGGCGGACGUUACAUAAUACUUUUAAUGGGCCUGUUCUCUUGCUACACCGGCUUCAUCUACAAUGAUAUUUUCUCAAAAUCGAUGAACAUCUUCGGAUCUACAUGGAAAGUGCGAUACAAUACAUCAACCGUACUUGAAAACCCAUCAUUGCAUUUGUCACCAAACUACAGCACCUAUGGGGUUUAUCCUGUGGGCUUAGAUCCAAUUUGGCAGUUAGCCGGUAACAAGAUCAUUUUCUUAAACACCUACAAAAUGAAACUAUCCAUCAUUGUGGGAGUGUCGCACAUGAUUUUUGGUGUCUGCAUGUCCGUGGUGAACUUUGUACACUUCAAACGUUAUGCCAGUAUAGUCUUGGAAUUCCUGCCCCAAAUUCUCUUUCUGCUCCUGCUCUUCGGAUACAUGGUAUUCAUGAUGUUCUUCAAAUGGAUAAAAUACAACCCGAAGACCUCCAUCCAAGCGGAUACGCCUGGCUGUGCCCCAUCCGUGUUGAUUAUGUUCAUCAAUAUGAUGUUGUUCAAGAAUACGCCCGCACCAGAAGGCUGCAAUGAGUUCAUGUUCUCCGCCCAGCCGACCGUUCAGCAGUUGUUCGUCUAUAUCGGUUUACUCUGUAUACCCUGGAUGUUGUUCGGCAAGCCGCUGUUCAUUAAAUUCACACGCAAAAAUAAAGUGCACGUCAAACACAAUGGCGAUUUAACCGGCAAUAUCGAACUUGCCGAGGGCGAAACCCCAAUACCAACAAGCCUCGAUGACGCCAAUCCCAGUGGCGGUGAACACGAGGAAGAACCGAUGAGUGAAAUCUACAUUCACCAGGCCAUUCAUACCAUUGAAUAUGUGCUCAGUACCAUUUCACAUACGGCCUCGUAUUUGCGCUUGUGGGCUUUGUCGUUGGCUCAUGCACAACUGUCCGAGGUCUUGUGGAACAUGGUGUUAUCAAUGGGCCUGAAGAGCUCAAGCUAUACUGGUGCCAUCGCCUUGUAUUUCAUCUUUGGCGCCUGGUGUUUGUUCACCCUGGCCAUCUUGGUCAUGAUGGAAGGUCUUUCGGCUUUCUUGCACACACUGCGUUUGCAUUGGGUGGAAUUCAUGAGCAAAUUCUACGAAGGCUUGGGCUAUGCCUUCCAACCGUUCAGUUUCAAAGCAAUAUUAGACGGCGAAGAGGAAGAAUAAACGAAAGACGUCCUCCUCCGAAAUUCCUACAUAUGUACUCGCUUAUUUAAUGCGAUAUCAGUAUUGUGGUACUCUUCCCACUUUCACUUUAAAGUGCCUUACAUUUAGUUUUGUGUCUUUUGGUUUCAUGUCCGUCCGUGUUAUGUUUAUAUCAGAACUUAUCUAAUUGAUUUUUUGUUUAAAUGUGUAUCAUUGAUGCAUCAUAAAUUGCUUGCAUUUUCUUAAAAAUCAUAAAAUAAAAAAACGUUUGUUAGUGUUGCGCGUUAAUUUUGCGAAUUACUAAAUCGAAAUGCAAAUAAUUUAUGUUGUAGACAUGUACCUAAGUUCGAUAUUAUUGUUUAAUAAAGUUUUUAGAAGAGAUUAAAGCAAGAAAACUGCUAAUAGUGUUU